AACAAAAUGGUACUAGAAGGGCACAUGAGAGUAAAAGUGAAGCUGCUGCGAAUACUUCUCUCUUCUGGCGUCGACGUAUUAUAACCUCGACACAAUCAGGAAGUCCGGGCGUUUUUCCUCCGUGAUUCAGAUCGAAAACUUUGUUAGAAAGGGAAAGGGUCGGCUUUUAGCAAUUAGUUAUGAGGUGUCAUAUCUUUUAAGGGUCGCCGAUCAUUUAUUGAUGUCGUUUAUUACACUGUUUUAAACACGCAACUCACUAUUUAGGUCGUCGUCGUUAACCCGGAACACCUGGAUUUUGAUUUAAGAGARAUGGAUGUUUCUCACCUCACUGAAGAUGAAAUGGCAGAGAUAAAGAAAGACGUGCUGACCAGACUGCGGCAUUACCUCUGUGACAAGAUCAGAGCAGACCGCCACCUGGACUACCUGCGUUCCCGGAGGAUCCUGACCCGGGACGAUGCGGAGGAGAUAAGCUGCCGGACCACGCAGACCAAGAAGACGGCAACGCUGCUGGACAUCCUGGCUGAGAACCCUCGGGGUUUGGACGCUCUGAUUGACUCCAUCCGGGAGAUGCGCUCCCAAAACUUCAUCAUCACUAAAAUCACAGACGAAGUGCAAAAAGCAAAAAACGAGAAGAUCGAGUCUCUCAGAGCUGUGGGGGCCUCCAGUUCGUCCUCCGACAGCAGCUUCAGCACUCUGACCACAACGACUGACCUCCCCAACACCUUUUCAAACAACUCCACCCUCCUGUUCCACCCAGACGGGGAGCGAAGCCCUUCCACUUCAGACCUAGCCAGCUCUCUCAACGUGUCUUCGUUACAGAAGUGCGGAGACUUGCCCUCCGCGGCCGGGGCCAGCCUCGGUGUGGCACCCUCCUUGACCUCCUCCAGCCUCCCCAAGCCGGGGGACCCUGGGGCUCCUCCGCUGCCAGACGAGGUCAUGGCAGAGUCGCCUUCCAACAUAGACGCCACGUCGCCGGGGUGCACCAGCAGUGGGGGAGAUCCUAAUUUCCAGCCUCUCCGGUCGCGCUCGCUCACCCCAACGUCACWCAUCCCUCAGUUCACUUCUCUGUAGGACACUUCUCAUCCAGGGACAGACCGUUUAACUCAAUAAGCACACCCAUUGGCUCUUCCUGUUACUUGUGCCUUUCAUUUGGCAGAACACGAAGUACGUGAAACUACAUGUUACCACUAGGCAUGGGCCGCUGUGAGGUUCUCAUCAUGCUACCUGCUGAAACAUUUUGAAAUUCAAAACAUGAUCUAAGUACCUUGAUGUAAACAAAUAAUUUUACCAUCAUAUGCUGCUAAAAUAAUGUAACAUGUUGAUGUUUUCUAACUUGUUCUUUUGAUUUUAAUACACACUCUUGGAUAGAACGUAGAAUAAACACCUGCUAAAAUUA
Poecilia reticulata (guppy) is the source of this 1396-nucleotide messenger RNA. RefSeq names its product BCL10 immune signaling adaptor (gene bcl10). Gene Ontology annotation, biological process: positive regulation of extrinsic apoptotic signaling pathway; adaptive immune response; apoptotic process. Gene Ontology annotation, molecular function: NF-kappaB binding; kinase activator activity; transcription coactivator activity. The record is from RefSeq and is a predicted model, not a curated record. Lineage: Eukaryota; Metazoa; Chordata; Actinopteri; Cyprinodontiformes; Poeciliidae. Gene Ontology annotation, cellular component: cytosol; CBM complex.